AUCGUUAUUCUAAUGAACGUGUUUGUAUUCGAAAUUGAUAGGACCAUUUAAUUGUCAUUUUCAUGAUAACUGAAUUAGUACUGGGCUUAAUCUAAUUAAGUUGCAGCUUCCACUGGCAUCAUGAGGCUGAUAAGCAUGCUGGCUGUUUGUAUUGCAUGUUGUGUUUGCGACUAUCCAAUAAAAUUCCCAGAGACAGGCCUGCCGUGUGUUAUGCUGAAAUUUGAUUCUUACAACUCUUUGUCAUGGACAGGAAAUGGAACAACAAAGAAUGUACCACUGUGGACGUUUGAAGAUCUGUCAGUAAUAGAUGGAACGUGUGAGGGGCAAAAUAUUGAUCCAUUUGUGCAAGUAAGGUUUCAUAAGGAUAAUUCUACCUUCAAGUUUACCUUCAAGAACAGUUCAGACAUGGUGAAUGUUGUUAUGGACUUAGAGUUUGUGCCUGAUAUAGUCUUCAAGAAUGGAAUGACAGACCCAGUUUCUAUUACAACUGAGAUUAACCAAGUGAGCAGUAUGGAAAACUCCUACCAGUGUGAUGCAGAGCAGAAAUAUGACGGAAACAAGUCAGAUAUGAAUGACACUUACAACCUGGAAUUGAAGUUUACACGUGUUCAUAUGCAGGCGUUUAAUAUUGAAAAUGGAACUUUUUUAAAAGGUGACCACUGUCCUGCAGAUGCUGAAUUAACAUCCACACUAACACCAUCAACAACCACAGCACCAACUAAGACAGGAUCAACACCAACUUCAACAGCACCAACUGCAACAACACCAGCGCCAAAUCCCUCAAACCACCCCGAGCUGUCUUUGAGCGUUAAAGAUGAUGCCAAUAAGACCUGUAUCCUUCUGAAGGCCCAGAUGAUGAUCAUUGUACAAUACCAGACAAAUGAUACGAACAAAACUGCUCAGAUAGGAGUAGAAAGCCCCAUAGUGACAGGAAGUUGUAAUUCAUCUUCCCUGGAAAAUGCCCUCAAUGCCAUGAUGAUGAACCAGACGAUGAGUAUCACUUUCCAUAAGGAUUUCGUGAUAGAUAUCAGCUUUGGCAAGGAUGGUGACAAUGUCUGGUGGGAUACAUUGAGUGUACAGGGAAAAUACACACCAGAACUUUUCCCUAACGCAAUAGAUGCCAGCCAACCAUUCAAUUCGUCAAACAACAACCUAAUGCAAGCAUUUAAGACGCAUACAGAUGGCUCCUAUCUGUGCAAUGCAGAUACAAAGACGGACUUGAAAGGGGGAAUAACUCUUGAGACGUGGAAUCUGCAGUAUGCAGCUUAUCAGACAGAUAUUUCUGACUUCAGUCAAGAUGAUGUUACCGAUUGUGAUGCCGAUGCGCUCAUAGGUUUCACCGCUGAAAUGAUCGUUGGGACUAUCUUGGCUGCAGUUGUGGAUUUUGCUCUCCUUGUAUACAUGUUAAGUCGUCGAAGGUCAAAAAUAGGUUACAUUCAGCUAUGAAAGUAAUUGAGUGCCUUUUUCAAUAAUAUGAUGUAUACAAAUUAUUUAUACAACAAUGUCCAAUGAAAUAAGAUUAAUAAAACACUGUUCAAGUAUUAAAUGCCGCUGGUUAAGAUUCCGU
This is a messenger RNA of Mya arenaria, 1567 nucleotides long. Its product is annotated as lysosome-associated membrane glycoprotein 2-like. Bases 121 to 1446 code for a protein of 441 amino acids. Gene Ontology annotation, cellular component: membrane. The record is from RefSeq and is a predicted model, not a curated record. The transcript has 9 exons. Lineage: Eukaryota; Metazoa; Mollusca; Bivalvia; Myida; Myidae.